AUGUACGGACCCUCAAAAACAGGCAUUAACUUUCCGCACACGUUGCUAGGUACAGAAAUUACUGUUCAAGAGAAAAAUGUUAUUCCUGAGAAAACUCUUGAAAUUAUCAAUAUUCAAAUUGAUAAAGAAUUUGCUGAUUAUGCAGAGUGUGAUGUAUUAAGUAAGGAAAACAUAAUUCCUGAAGAAAAAGAACCUGUCAACUCUGCUAAUACACCACAAGGUAAUCAGAGCCAUUUGUUUGAGUUUAACAGCAUAUUAGGCUUGGAAGCAAACGGUAUGUUCAAUGCCGUUGAACAAUAUUUCACAAAGUGGGGAGACGGAGGAAACACGGAGGGAAAACCGAGCGUGAUAGAUGGUCAAGGGUCAAAUUUUUACAGUGCCGAGGAAAACCACUGA
Molecule: messenger RNA, 396 nt
Organism: Diabrotica balteata
Lineage: Eukaryota; Metazoa; Arthropoda; Insecta; Coleoptera; Chrysomelidae
Source: the annotation of a GenBank genome assembly